This is a messenger RNA of Xyrauchen texanus (razorback sucker), 1053 nucleotides long. Its product is annotated as gastrula zinc finger protein XlCGF8.2DB-like. Gene Ontology annotation, cellular component: nucleus. The record is from RefSeq and is a predicted model, not a curated record. The coding region runs from base 1 to 1053 and encodes 350 amino acids. Lineage: Eukaryota; Metazoa; Chordata; Actinopteri; Cypriniformes; Catostomidae. The transcript has 4 exons.
AUGAGAGGAGUAAAUGGGAAAAUUGGCUUCCAGCGCCUGCAAAUACGAGAUGUCGUGAUUGCUGCUGUGAGGCGUAACCGUCUGACAUCUGGGGCCACAGACCAAGAAAUAGAUUCCACUGUCAAAAGAUGGCUGCACCUGGCUCCGGAUAGGGAUGGUGGCCGGAAAGAGAGGAUGAAGAGAAAAGAGAACCAUAUGGAAGUGAAAGAGGAAAGUCAAGAACUGAUUAGAGGAGUGGAGGAGAACCAACAUCAUUUCAUCACUGGAGAAAACUCUGGUAGUAGCUCUCAAAAUAAGAAGACGGUCACCUGCCCUCAGUGUGGACAGAGUUUCAUAGAAAGAGGACGCCUUAAGGAACACAUAAGAAUACAUACUGGAGAGAGGCCUUACAAAUGUGAUCACUGCGGAAAGACUUUCAGACAGUGUGGGAAGAGUUUCACAGAAAACGGACACCUGAAGAAUCACGUAAGGAUUCACUCUGGAGAGAGGCCUUUCACCUGCCCUCAGUGUGGACAGAGUUUCAUACGUAAAGGAGAUCUCAAGAGUCACAUUAGAAUUCAUUCUGGUGAGAGGCCUUUCAGAUGCCCUCAGUGUGGAAAGUGUUUCAAAUGGGCAAAUGGUCUCAAAGAUCAUUUGAGCACUCACUCUAAGAGAAGGCCAUUUAACUGUGAUCAGUGUGGUGAACAUUUUAGUGUGGCUUCAAACUUGGAGGCACACUUGAAAAUCCAUGCAAAUGAGAGACCUUACUUAUGUUCUUUUUGUGGAAUGAGAUUUUCACUGCUGGACUAUUUGAAAGAGCACCAGAAAAUACAAACAGGUGUCAAAUCUCUUGUGUGCUCUGAAUGUGGGAAUACUUUCGCUAGAGCCAGCUGCUUGAAAGAGCACCAAAAGCUUCAUUUAGGAGGAAAACCUCACAAGUGUUCUUAUUGUGGAAAGAGUUUCAGUCAUUCAGGACACCUGAAAACAUGCGAGAGUGCACACUGGAGAGAAGCCAUAUCCCUGCUCUUCGUGUGGGAAGAGUUUCAGCACAUCAAGUACACUACAAAGACAUAG